AUGAAUCUCUUCAGAUCCGCCCUCGAGGCGCGUUGCACAGGGAUGCGUGAUUCGUCACUCAACGCGGCGGGUCUUGCAAGCGAUUCUCGCCACACUACUUCCAGCAUUCUUCUCUCAUCGGAGGGGAAGACGGUUAUCGAAGAGACUGUCGUCCUCUUUGCUCCUGUGGACGAAAGUGGGGUUCGUAGUGGAAGACGCUUGUUGAAGCGACGCGCGGCGGUCCUUUGCUCUGGGGAGGUGCGGCCGUAUACCGCCGACGAGGUGCAGGCCACGGCGGGGAAUGAAUUAGCGUCAGGUAAGGCGGUGCACUUAUUUAUCGGACAUUAUCGCCAGUCUACCGCUCCUGGUUCCCUUCAAGAGAAGGCAAUUAAGGAGGGUUCUGGGAGGAUGUACUUUGCCGAUGGAAGCUUCUUUCUUGGAAACUGGGUGAACAACCACCGCUGCGACAUGAGGGCGCUCUACUCCUCGUUUGGUUAUGCCUACUAG
This is a messenger RNA of Trypanosoma conorhini, 486 nucleotides long. RefSeq names its product phosphatidylinositol-4-phosphate 5-kinase. NCBI's taxonomy places the organism in Eukaryota, Euglenozoa, Kinetoplastea, Trypanosomatida, Trypanosomatidae. The transcript has a single exon. The record is from RefSeq and is a predicted model, not a curated record. The coding region runs from base 1 to 486 and encodes 161 amino acids.